This is a messenger RNA of Dinoponera quadriceps, 9264 nucleotides long. Its product is annotated as transcription elongation factor, mitochondrial-like. The record is from RefSeq and is a predicted model, not a curated record. Gene Ontology annotation, biological process: mitochondrial transcription; transcription elongation by mitochondrial RNA polymerase. Bases 1659 to 2714 code for a protein of 351 amino acids. The transcript has 8 exons. Gene Ontology annotation, molecular function: DNA polymerase processivity factor activity. Lineage: Eukaryota; Metazoa; Arthropoda; Insecta; Hymenoptera; Formicidae. Gene Ontology annotation, cellular component: mitochondrial nucleoid.
UACAUUAGCGAGGAGUUAUCGCUAACGUAACGUCGCGGUUAGCGGUUGUCGUUGUUCGUCAGGUUUCGUUAUUCUGCGCGGCACACAUGUUGUCCUUAUGAAUCAUUUUUGCUCUAUUAACUCUUCGCGCAAGUGACAUCGCUCGCGUUUAAUAUGUGUAUCGCGCGCGGGGUGCGGUAUUAUGUGUCGGAGCGUAAUUCCCGCGCGGUACGGGAAGUUUGCACGAGGUUUUGUAUCAACAGGGCCACAAUUGUGCUCCGUUUCCGCUCGUUAAAGCUAUCGGAUGAAUCGCGAGAAAGCUUGCCUUUGUCAGAAUCAGCGUUCGGAAAUUUCCGGUGGGCGCGCGAUUCGUACUUUGAGAUACUUUGGGCUUUGUUCGCUUUGUAACAAAUUGUAACGGAUUUUCACUGGUUCUCGGAGAGGUUCGGGCGCUCCGAAUCUGUGCUCGAACACGUGUAAUAAUAAAGCGGAAGAGGGGAAUGUAUUUUAUAACAAAGAAAGACUGGGAUAAUGAAAAUUGAUGAUUAGGGAUUACUUUGGUGCGACGUGAGUUCAUUACGACGAUGUCGUAAUAAAAGAGAUAGUGGAAGGAAAAAGUGGAAACAGGAAAAUCAGUGCAAUUGGUCUUAUAUUUUCUUGAUAUAUCACUGAUAUUUUUGAAAUCCUAUUUUUAAAGCAGAUAUCGAAGAUAGCUUUUUUUUAAUGGGAGGGCUUGAUAAUGAAUAAAUCUUAUUGAGAUUUCGAAGAAUCUCCCCAAACGAGCGAUGAGCAAGGAGAAAUGCUCGUAAAGAGACACAGAUUAAAGUCGACGCGUUCGUUGGAACCUGUUGUGGCUUUUGGGAUUAACCCAUGAGUAAUGUCAGUAUUAGCGGCAAUAAAAAGGGAUAGAAAGGAAAAGAAAAGAAUUCAAGAAGUAAUUUCCUUAACUGGAUUUUUGAUAUAUCAUAAAAAUAAAUUCCAAUGUCCUUUCAAAAUAUCUUCUGCCUUAUAAGGUAGACGGAUAAACAUAUAUUAAAACGAAUUAAUGUUGAAGUGUAUGUGUGGGCGAGUUUGAUGUUUUAAGAGCAAGAGUGAGUUAGAAGGAAAUUAUGGAGGAAACUUCGUAUGAAAUUAACCUCGAUUUCAUCAUGGACAUAUUUAACGAAAAGUUUAAUAGCACACAGUCGCUUUCAAUCCACUUAAUAAAAGAAAUACAUACCUGAAUACACGCGAUAUAUUCGUAGCUUUGCUUCAGAAAGUGUGCAAGACCCGAAGCCGUUAGACAAAUGCCAAAAUUCAAGUGUUUGAUUUAAAACCGGUGCAACAGAAGUUUUAUGCAACCGCAAAGCGGCGCACUUAGCAUCGUGUUCCGAAACUUAUCGGAAGGAAGUAACGCUGGAUGUCCAAUAGGAGAACUUGUUUUCUAGAGACUUUUGUUCCUGAAAAAUGAUAUCUCCAUUUGAGAAUCGGAUAUUAUAUUUUACAUAUAUAUAUACGUAUACACAAAUCAGCUGUCGACACAUCGUCUGUGAAUUUUCCAUGUGAUAUAUUUGAAUCGAACAGGUUAUUUGCGAGAAUUUUCUUUAAGUCAACAAUAUUUGAAUAUUACUAAUUAAACACAUGAUAUAUUUUUAAUGAUUAUUAAUUGAUGUGAUUUACUUUAGUGGUUAUGAAAUAAAAUGUGGAACGUAAUGUUAACAAAAUUAUUUAACAAUUUUAUUAAACAUCAAAAAGUGCAGGUUAGCAAAUAUUGGGGACCAAGAACAAUAAUUUUCAAGAUGAAUAGCACAGAUACAGAAGUUUUUGACACAAACUUGUUAUCGUCAGAAGAAAAAGACAAGAUUCUUAAUGUAGUAAAUUAUCAAAGUAUGGAAGAUUUAUUGCAGUACUCUAUUACUAAGACACGUGCGAAGAAUUUAGAAUUGCAUCGUACAAAUAAUGGACUAUAUAAUUCUCUGGAAGAUUUGUUACAAGUAAAGGGUUUAAAUAACAAAUGUUUAUAUCAAUUUUAUAAGUCAAUUAUAACUGGCACGAAGAAUAAAACUUCCAAAAAAGUUAUUUCAGGUUUGGUCGUAACACCAAAAAUUACCGAUGACAAUCAAAAGGAAGUCAAUACAGUAUUAGGCAUACAUGUGGGACAAGAUAUGAUAAGCUGGUCAUUGCUGAGUCGCGAUUGUGAAAUAUUACAGUGGCAAUACAAAUCCUUUACACGCAAUCGCGUAAAGGAGAAUCUCCAUUCCUUACUUCAAAUAGCGUUACCGAUCGCUGAAAAAUUACCGAAAGCUGAUCGAUAUAUAAUGCAGGAAUUUGGCGGUGACAAUUUUCGGAAAAGUCCAAAGUUUCAACAAAUCCACAUGGAAUAUUUAGCGAUGAAUGCCAUUAUUCUGUCGCACCUGGCAACGCUGAGUUCUAAAUUCGGUACUGCCGAGUUUGUAGCAAAUAAUAUGUUUAUAAUUCGUCAGAAUGUCUUACAAAAGAUCUACGGACUCGUCGUUGGGAAUGAAGGAAUAUCUACCCAAUAUAUGCUUCAAAAAUUAAUGGAUGAGAACAGUGGAUCACUGGAGAACAAGGAACGCUUACCGUCUGUAUAUAUAAGGCCGGAAUUUCAAGAAAUGUACAACGAGCAAAGUCCCGUCAAUAAAGAGCAGAUCAGUUGGUCUUUGCUGAUAGCAUUGGCUUUCGUAGAACUGGUUGUGCACGAAAGAACCGACAUGAGAAUUCGUAAUCUGACAUAGAAAUCAGAAUGGAAUUAAUGGUGAAGAGAAGAAAAUUGUGACAAAUAUAAAACGAAAUUUGAUCAGAGAUUGAGUCGAGUUGACGAUUCCUUCGCUGAGAUUCUUUCUAAGUCACAAGAGAGACACUGUUAUCGGUAGUUCUUGUACAUGCAAGAGUCGUUGGUCGCUGUAUCUUACAUAAAAAGAAGCCGGUUUACUCAUAGAAUAGAGAGAGAAAAUCGAGGGUGUAUGAGCGUGAUGAGAGAGUGAGAGUGGCAUCGAUGUGGCAGUAAUAAAAACAGUAAAUUUCUGUACAGAUCUAUUCAUUUAUUAUAUCCUCAUUUUUCGUUACGCAUUAUCUAUUUGUAGUAUACCAAGUGUAUAUUGUUGCUCGCUGCUCGGAUACAAACUCUCGCGCAUCGAGUUGUCAAUUUUGUUCUCUUCAGAUCGAGCAAUUCGGCUUGUUUACCGCAAAAAUAGAGGAUCGCUCGGAGCUUUCGCGAACGGCCGAGCGGGUGUACGAGAGAGCGAGACGUGCAGCUCGGUGUAUGUAUGUAUGUGUGUGUGUGUGUGUGUGUGUGUGUGUGUGUGUGUGUGUGUGUGUGUGUGUGUAAGCAUAUGUUUGAUUGCCUACGCGGAUGCGAUUCGAGAAGAGUUCCCUGAUGAACCGAAUGCGCAGAAUUCUUCGCCGGAAUUCCUGUGUCGAAAUGUGCUCGAUGCUCCGAUACUCGAAGCAUGACUCGGUGGAGUAUACAGUGAGUACUUUCCAUUUAGUGACGCAAGCGUCAUCCUAUCUUUGUUGUGAAUUAAAUAUAGGACAAAGACAAAAUGAUGCUUGUGCCCGGGAAAAAAAUGAUCAUAUCGUCAUACGUGAAUUUUGCCCUAUAUAUGUCCAUAUAAAAUCAUAUAUAAUUACAUAUGUCCUAUACAUCAUAAAGAAUACUGUUAUACGAAUGUAAUUGAAGUAAAUGUUUAUAUUUACGGUUGUCCGCGAUGUAAACAUUUAAUUCAAUCAAAAAAUUCCUGCCGCUUUUAAUUCAACAGUAUUUUUACUUCGUGUGGACAUAUACAGGGUGACCGAAAACAUAUCGGAAAUAUUUCAAGUAUCAAUUUGGGAAUGUAUUUAGAGUCAAAAAGUCUAUAUAAAUAUGUGUCCUAAACUUAAUCGUUGCCAGGUUUUCGGACACCUUGUAUAAUUAUGUAUAUAGCCAUGUAAGGACAAAAUUCAUAUACAAAUUACGUAUGAUUAUAUAUAAUCAUAUACAAUUUUAUACGAUUAUAUAUAAUCUUUCUUUCCCGGGUGUCGAUUUGUCUUAUUAAAUGGAAGACACCCAGUACAGUAGCUAUACGGACAUUGAACGCCGUUACUCGACAAUCCGGCAGUGAUGCUGUGCGACAAGCGUGUUAUCCUGCGUUUAACGUCAGCCGAUCAAGCACAAGGGGAAGCACACCGAUACGUGAGCGAGCUUUUCGGCGAGAAAGCUUUCUCUCUCUCUCUCUCUCCCUCUCCGAGAGACUUUGCUUUACGACCGCGUCUUAGGCUCCAUCGGAAGUACGUGGACUGAUGAUGUGUCGAUCGAGCUUAUUCGCGAUGAGAGAAACUCUACGCGUCGCGGAGAAAGGAAUGGGAGCUGUUUGCGCGAUAGAUGAUCAUAAAACCCGAAGUGGUAAAUUUCGCGCGGAACGCAAUUAAACUUUAGAGGCGUCGAGGCAAAGGAAAACGAAUUAACAUGUUUCUGUUUGCCGAGAGCCGGCGUCCGUCAUCAAAGUUGGAUUCUAGGAUUUCGCACGCGGCGUGCCGCUUUUUCUCAUCAUUUCUAUUCAUCUAGUCUAGUCCAUACAGCUACACGCACACGUUUGAGAACGAGAACACGAGAUAAAAUAUGUAUAUAUAUAUAUAUGCAUAUAGAUUUCAGCGCGAGAAACAACAACGCAAUUAAAUCGCUCAGAAAUAUGAAGGAAACAAAGCACUCGCUGCUAAGAGCGUCAUACAGAAAGUCUUUAGUAAAAUCUCUUUACUUCUCUCGAUAUAUUAACAAAUUAUAUAUAUAUAUAUGGACAUACAUCUGCGUCAUAUAUCGUACAAUAAAUCGUGCGAUUGCAUGCGAAUCUCUCGAUUAACUUUUGAACCGCAUCGCUGCCAGAGACUGUUUAACACAUUAUAAUUAUUACGAAUUAUACCCGAUCAGACCAGCUGGAAACGAGUGUCGACAUAUAUACUGAUAUCUUUAAUAUAUGUAUAUAUGUGUAUACAUACCUAACAACUGUGUGUACAUAAUAUAUGCUAUAUAUGUAUAUAUCUAAAUAUAUAUGAUCAUGUAUAGAUAUAUAUGUGUGUGUGUGUAACACAUAUAUAUUUAUAUAUAUGUAUAUACACACCCAUAUAUAUGACACAAAUUGCGAAACGAAAGGGCAUUAAGUACGUAUAUUACUAUCUCAUAAUUUACAACACGGUUUGUCGUAAAUAGAAAUGUUCCUACGCAUGCGCAUAUAUAUAUGUAUAAAAUCUAUUCAGCUUAAAUAUACAUUUCCGGCGGGGCGGCGGGCGGGAUGGGUCGCGCUCCAAGCGAUAUUAUUGGAUGCAAGAUGAUGCGAUUUGAGCGGGUCGCGUCGGGAAAUACGUAUGAAGAUCCUCGAUGCACACACGCAGAGUGAACAUAAGAGUCGCGGUUACGACGGAACAAUCUCGUUUCCCGAGGGACGUCGACGCAAGUUGAACGAUCUUGUCCGUAAACAAUACUAUUGAAUUCAAUACUGAUCAAAUUAAUCGGACCUUUCGUUUCUCGCGAACAACGGAUUCGUAUCUCGCAACUCGUCAGAAAUCAAACACACAGACUAUAUCAUUUACAUCUCAUCUAUAUAAUAAAUAUUAUUAUUAUUAUAUAACAAAGUUAGUGUAAAAUAUCUGCCUGAAGUAAGCGAUGCUGAUGCUCUUGCGCAAGGAAAAAGGACUACAUGUCUCUCUACGUGGAUCUCCUUUCCUUCUCUUCUUCUUCUUUUGAAGUUACAAGUUAUAACGGUUAAUAUCGACACAUCGGGUGGACACACGUCGUCGGACGAGUUACACGAGAUUAGAACUUCGCAGCGUGAGUUUCAACGUGAUUCUCUCUCGCUUUUAAGCAGCACGUGCGACAACUCAUCCGAGAACUCGCCAGAAGAUCGGCUUCUUGAACGUCGUUAAUGGAACACAAAGGAGUUCCGCGAGUUGUUUUAUUCGCAUGUAUACAAUAUACGUCACGCAUCAAGCAACGUGUACACAUUUCGAGGCUAAUGUAUACUCUAAAUUUAUUAAACAUUUAUUACAAUUAGAGAGAGAGAGAGAGAGAGAGAGAAGAAAGAAAGAAAAAAGAGUGUUUUCUCCCUUUAUCAUGCUUUGGUUUGAAGACGCAAAAGUAACGAAAGCACACACAAAGGGAGAAAGAGAAAGAGACUUUGUGGUACUUUUGGGGUCUGAAACGUCCCAAUUUCUCGUAUCCGCGUACUUGUAUUUUCCCUUUUCUUCCUUUUUCGGCACAUUCGUGCGACGUCUGUGACGGGUUAAGUCGUAUCGUCGUUGUCGAGUUUCAACAAGGUAAAAAAAAGUGUCAACGUGUAAUCUUCUCGUAACGAAAUACUUUGGCAUUAAAAUGAAGGAAAGAGUAACGACAAAAUGUUGGUCAAGACCGCAAAAUCUGUCAUUACGAACGAUAAUAACCGAGGGAAGGAGCGAAACGUGAAAACGUCAAUUUACUUUUGUCACACAAGCCUUGUACAUACAUACAUUGCGACACCGGACGAUUGUCAGCACGCAACCGAAUUGCCUCCUCUCAUGUCACAAAAGCAUGCCUCAAGAAUCGAGAGAUCGCACUUUAGGAGAAAUUUCUCUCGAGUGCACGCGUAGGACUAGGGCUCGCAUUCGCCGAGUUCGUCCGCGGCGAAUGCGCGAAGAUGACACUUGAAGUCGCGUACGAUUAGCGAAACGUGAUAAUUAGGUGCUUCCCAUUUAGUUACACAAGCAUCAUUUUGUCUUUGUUCCACAUUCAGUGAGUAACAAAGACAGGAUCGAUGCUUGUGUUGACUUGUGUCACCAAAUGGAAAGCACCCGAUAUAAGUAACGGAUUUUCGUCGAUGGCGAUAUUUCACGCGAAAACUCUCACGUUCUUUUUUCACGGCCGCAUGAGUGGAGUGGUGUAUGAUCAGUCAUGAAAAGGUUGCGACAUAUUUUUCCUUAUAAAUUUCGAAACGAAUUCCGUGUCCAAUAGGAGAAUUUGCUUUUUAAUCAUUUUCAGGAUAUACGUUUUUCCAUUUGGACAUGAGAUGCGUUGUGAAACUCGUUGAAAAAAAAAAAAAUGUUACUUUCUGCGGCCGACCGUACACGUCGGCGAAGAGAAACUCGCCGAUACACGGCGAAGCUUGCGCACGAGAGAGAGAGAGAGAGAGAAGAAAUACGAGAAGAAAAUCAGCCGCAAGUUCAACCGCUCUCAACCGUGGAAAAUUGGUCCGAUGCGCGGGCUGUGUGCACUGUCACACGCACGAUGGCAUGGCCGAUGCGUUGUAACGACAUGCAUAUACAUUUCGACACGAUCGGACACAUCGUGGAACACGACGCAACCGUUGCGAUAGGGGGCUAGAACGGAAAUUACGCGUGAUAGAUAAACAGUAAGUGUUACUGGCACGUAUCAUGGAUGCAGUCAGCGCUUUGGUCAAAGUCGCUGACCCUUUUCUGUCUCGAUACACGGCUAUAUUUGGUCGGAGACAUUUCUCUACUACGUCACGUGUCGCAUUGGACUAGAAUCGCGAUACAGUUAGUGUCGGAGAAACGAGCGCUCCGAACAUGCCGCUCGAACAUCUCGAAAGACUCGGUCGACAGUUUUUAGAAGAAGGGCGCCGUCGAAAGUCUCCGGGGAGAACAAGAAUCCCGCGAGAAGCGGAUCAACAUUCGUUAAAAGCUUCGACGCCGAAAACGCGCUAUCUGUAUCAGACAUAAAAAAUCCGAAGGUAGAAGCGAUUUCCCGCGCGACCUCAAUUGCUAUAAUAACGACGCGUAAUAUUUACAACAAGCAGCAUCGCACUCGCGCGCGAUUUUCGCGGUUUCCGCCCGCCGAAGUCCUCGAUGAUCAAGAGAGCUCCGACGAGUUCUCGAGGUUCGCGCGAGAAUUUUAGAUUUGUUAGAACUGUCGAGAGUCUAUCGAGAUAUUCAAGGCCUUCCGCCCAUUUAUCGGCUGCUCGAGAGGGGGUGCUCGAGAUUCUACGGUAGCUGCAUAGCCCGCGAGGGAGGAAUUAAUUCCUUCCCGCGAACUCGAAUCCCGUCGCUGUGAACGUGUAGCGCGUGCGAACACACAAAAUUCAGAAUUUCAGCGCACAACGAAAUCUCGCAUCUCCCUUCGACUCCUCGUAGAUCUUUCCUCAUUUUUUCUUUUUCUUGGAAGUAGAAAGGCGAAGAUCCCCUAGUGGCACAGUAAGGCGUACUCUCUUCUUCUUCUUCUAUUACUACUAUUACUACUACUAUCACUACCACUAUUACAAUAUUCAUCCAUAGGACAUUUUCGGUGUGUAUUGCAUUAUCUUCCAUGACGAUAUAACAUGAAUUAUACAACUAUCGGGGGAGAAGAGCGUAAACUAUCGACGAAGCAACAUAAAUUAACAAAUUAUCGUCAUAAUGCACACACGCACACAUACAUAAACAUACACACAUAUACACACACGCGCGCGCACGUACGCAUAACACACCAAACGAUACAAUACACGCACACAUACGCGUACUCUCAGGCAUACUAAGGGCAACACGCAAUACAUGUAAGACGAAUCACAUGGUAGAUACACACAAUAAUGCGAAUUGGAUAGAUUGCCUAGCUUGCUCGAUGCUUUACACUUAAUUUCAUCGCGAAUGUAACCUAACACAAGUAAUAAGUACUUAUGCGUAUCGAUUUUAAUCAGUGUGUGUGUGCGCGUGUGCGAAUAAUUUUUUUUUCGUUUCUUUUUAUUUCUUUGUGUUUUUGUUUUUUUCUUCUCCUUUCUUUUUCUUCCUUUUUUUUUUUGCAAACACACUUCGAUGUGUUUUCUCGUGUUCAGCAAUGACCGUGUCACUUUUGUGGUUUCUGGAAAUUUUCGUCGUACUUAUCAUGUAUACACAGAAUACAACAUCGGCCGAGUCACAAUUAAAGGUAUAAUCCACCAAUUUGAUGCCUCACGAAUUCGACAAGUCGAGUCAUUUACGAGAUAUCCUUCAUAUUCUCCUUAAUUUCUUUUUUUCUUCUCGUAACGAGUCUACGAGAAAGAGGAAUGAAAUACUCAGUCGAAAAUAAUAUCACAGCCUGGAGACACUCAGUGGAAGACUAAAGACGCUGAUAUUAUAACACCGAAAAGAAAAACAGUUUUCCAUCGCGUGAAUGUUAAAGAGCGUGAAUUCUCUCCGUAGAUCGCUGGUCUGAUAUAUAUUUCCUCCGUUAAACGUUAAAAUCUACUUGCUUGAACACAACGGCGCGCGAGAUUCGGCUCGAAGCGUCUCGCGUGUUAAACGAAGAGAAAGAAAGGAAGAGAGAGAGAGAGAGAGAGAGAGAGAGAGAGAGAGAGAGAGAGAGAGAGAGAGGGG